This is a messenger RNA of Mucor mucedo, 1169 nucleotides long. Its product is annotated as PQ loop repeat-domain-containing protein. The coding region runs from base 63 to 1034 and encodes 323 amino acids. NCBI's taxonomy places the organism in Eukaryota, Fungi, Mucoromycota, Mucoromycetes, Mucorales, Mucoraceae. The record is from RefSeq and is a predicted model, not a curated record. The transcript has 4 exons.
UCAUAAGCGUAUAUCCACCAACAACACUCACUCUAUAUAUCUCUCUCUCUCUUCAAUAAAACAUGGAUACAACUUGCCCUAUUUUAGAAAAUGGAUCCUCCGCAGUGCAAUGGAUUUAUUCAUUGUUUGGUGAUUGUGUAUACGAUUGGCAAGAAUCAGCGAGUUUAUUGUUUGGAUAUCUUUCCAUUUUCUGUUGGCUUAAUGCACAAUUACCUCAAGUGAUCAAGAAUUAUAGAAUCCGUGACGCAAACGGCCUUAGUUUUUCUUUUCUUAUUGUCUGGUUAACAGGCGACGUUGCUAAUUUUAUCGGUUGCAUCAUUACUGGCCAACUUCCAUUUCAAAUCAUCCUUGCUAUUUACUUUACCAUCAUUGAUACUAUCUUGUGUAUUCAAUGGCUUUACUAUGUUAAAUACACCGAUAAUCGUAUCCGCCGCUGGUUCGAUGGAGACGAUGAAAUAAAGCCAAUUGCAGAUACCAGUGCAUUAUUAAAUGACGGCGAGCGCAUUUAUACGACAUACAGCACAGGCGGUGGAAAGGAAAUUAACGAAGAAAGUCCUCUUUUGUCUUCCUCGCCUUCCAACAAAAAGUACGUCAGUAUGCUUUUAUUCUUUGGUUUAGUUACAUUUGGCGUCUCUUCACCUUCUGAUUUAUUCACUGCCAAUGACACCACGACUAUUUCCAUGGCAACCACUACAGUGAUGGACAAUCAUACCAUUUGGGUUGGAAGAUUCUUUGCUUGGGUCUGUACUUUUCUUUACUUGUCCUCCAGAUUACCUCAGAUCUAUCAAAACUUUUGUCGUCGUUCUGUCGAAGGUUUAUCAAUGGCCUUGUUCUUUUUCGCUGCUAUGGGUAAUUUGACCUAUGUCCUUUCCAUCUUUACCAAUCCUCAUGCGACACGUGCCACCAUGUUGGAAGCUGUGCCUUAUAUCAUUGGUAGCGCUGGUACUCUUUUAUUCGAUGCCACCAUCUUUUCUCAAUACGCCUUGUUUGCCAAUAACAAGAAGGAUGAUACGGCCGAUCAUGUACAAGCAUAAAAUAGAUUUUAGCCCUUACCAUCACCUUUUGUAAAUACCCAUCCCCUUUAUUGAAUACUGUAAAUUUAAUUAUACCAAACGUCUGAUGAUGACAUUUAAACAAAUAAUAAACACCAAUGAUUAUACCAUCCAAUU